Molecule: messenger RNA, 1966 nt
Organism: Elaeis guineensis (African oil palm)
Lineage: Eukaryota; Viridiplantae; Streptophyta; Magnoliopsida; Arecales; Arecaceae
Product: geraniol 8-hydroxylase
Molecular function (GO): oxidoreductase activity, acting on paired donors, with incorporation or reduction of molecular oxygen; monooxygenase activity; heme binding
Source: RefSeq, a predicted model, not a curated record
UUCUGCGGUAUGCUGCUGCUAUGGAUUUCGGUGACCUUCCCCUUCCUCUGCCUCCUCGCACUAGUAGCAGGACACAGAUCCCACUCCCAAACCCUGCUCCCACCCGGACCCAGGCCGCUCCCCGUUGUGGGGAGCCUAUUCCAGAUCGGCAACAAGCCCCAUCAAUCCUUGGCCCGGCUCGCAAAGACCUAUGGUCCUCUUAUGACCCUCCGCCUUGGCCAAGUAACCACCAUAGUCGUGUCCUCCCCCGAGGUUGCUAGAGAAGUGCUUCAGAUGAAGGAUGCGGUCUUCUCCGGCCGCUCGAUUCCAGAUGCCGUCCGUGCCCUUGGCCAUGCCGAUGUCUCCGUCGCAUGGCAGCCACCAGCCAAGCAGUGGCGGAGCCUCCGCAGGAUCUGCAACACAGAGCUUUUCAAUUCCCAAACACUGGACGCCCACCAGUCCCUCCGGCGCCAAAAAGUACAAGAAUUGCUAUCUUAUAUAUCCGACCGUUCCCUGAAGGGUUUGCCCGUGGAUAUCGGGCGAGUGGUGUUCACAACUUCGCUCAAUCUGCUGUCUCGCACUAUUUUCUCUGUUGACCUCGUCGAUCUACACUCGGAGUCCUCCCAAGAAUUCAAGCAAGUGGUGCUGGAGAUAAUGAAGGAAGCCGGGGGCUCUAACCUCUCGGAUUUCUUCCCACGGCUCGCCCCAAUAGACCUGCAAGGCAGGCGGCGCCGCUUGACGGCNCUUUUCGAGAAACUGCAAGAUAUCCUUGACGAACAAAUCAACCGACGACUGCAGAGCAAAGAAGAACAACAAGCAAGCAAGGACUUCCUGGAGGUACUCCUCCAUCGCCAAGUGCAGCAAGAUAACUUCAAGAUGGACCGACAAGUCAUGAAAUCUUUGUUCAUGGACCUAUUUGCUGCCGGUACCGACACUAGCUCGAGCACGGUGGAAUGGGCGAUGGCGGAGGUGCUGAGAAACCCAAGGUGCAUGGCGAAGGCCCGCGACGAGGUUGAGAGAGUGAUUGGCAGGGAGAAGGAGGUGGAAGAGUCGGACAUUGGCCGGCUCCCCUACCUCCAAGCCGUGGUCAAGGAGACCUUUCGACUACACCCGCCGGUGCCAUUCCUACUGCCCCGGAAGGCAGAAUCAACGGUGGAGUUGGAUGGGUACACCGUGCCGGAGGGCACGCGUGUCCUGGUGAACGUGUGGGCCUUUGGCCGGGACGGGGAGGCGUGGCCGGAACCAAAUGAGUUCAGACCCGAGAGGUUCUUGGAGAGGGAGGUGGACUUCCGGGGCCGAGACAUGGAGCUGAUUCCGUUCGGCGCAGGGUGUCGGAUUUGCCCAGGAUUGCCGCUGGCUUUCCGGAUGGUGCAUUUGAUGCUGGCUUCGUUGCUCCAAAAAUUUGAGUGGAAACUGCCCGAUGGGAUGGGGCCGAGGGACGUGGACAUGACGGAGAGCUUUGGGGUCACCUUGGCCAAGGCUGUCCCUCUCCGGGCCAUUGCAGUUUCCAUCGGCUGAACCAGGGCAAUCUAAGAAUUGAACCAGUUCAGAGUAUGGUCAUUACCUAAAGAGACUUCUUCUGAGGUCGACUAAACCCACCAAAAGUGUGCUGUAAGAACAAUGUCCACCAAAACAUGCAUUAUAAUAGUUUUAAACUACUAUCCGUUUUUAUUGUACCUUUUGCUCCAAACUUAUUUAUUCCUUGAUCUUGUUAUUAAUUAUUCGAAUUGUUCUCAAGUAAAACAACCAAGUGAGAAUUAAUCAUUAAUUUAAGAAUUUUUUCCCAUUAUUCUCAAAUUAAUGGAUGACAAGGAACAUAAAUAAGAGCAGAAUUACACAUGCCGCAGAGGUGCCAAACCUGAUAUUUUAGGGUUAACUUAUUUGGUUAAAUAAUGGCCAUUAGAUUGCUACUUUUCUAUUAUAAAAAAACCUUUAUAUAGUACUAAUAAAAUGCUGCUGUAUUUUUUGAGUAGGACAGCAAAAGGCC